This is a messenger RNA of Emiliania huxleyi CCMP1516, 786 nucleotides long. RefSeq lists its product as hypothetical. The transcript is spliced from 2 exons. The record is from RefSeq and is a predicted model, not a curated record. Gene Ontology annotation, molecular function: sulfotransferase activity. Lineage: Eukaryota; Haptophyta; Isochrysidales; Noelaerhabdaceae. Gene Ontology annotation, biological process: sulfation. Gene Ontology annotation, cellular component: cytoplasm. The coding region runs from base 1 to 786 and encodes 261 amino acids.
AUGGACAUCGUCCGUGCCCGCAACGCCGGCAUGCACACCGCUGCCUCCUCCGAGGCUGGCACGGCGGGCUUCCGGCCGCGGCCGACCGACGUCUUUGUCGUCACCUACCCAAAGUGUGGCACGACGUGGGUGACGCAGAUCGUGCACCAGCUGAGGACGGGCGGCGACAUGAGCUUCGGCGAGAUCACCGAGGUCGUGCCGUGGGACAUCCUGGCGCUCGACUGCGGCCAGGACCUCGCCGCCGACCAGGUGGCGGCGCCGCGCCUCUUCAAGAGCCACGAGCCCGCCGACCGGAUCGCGCGCGGCGCGCGGUAUAUCGUCGUGGCACGGGACCCGCUCGACGCCUUCGUCAGUUUCUACCACUUCCUGCCCAGCUACGUCGGCCUGCCGCCCGGCUCGCUCACGGUGGAGGAGUUCGCCGACGGCGUCUUUGACGGCGUGUCGCACUCGGGCUACAUCUGGGACUUUCUGCUCGGCUGGUGGCGGCGGAGAGCCGAGAAGGAGGUGCUCUGGCUCUGCUUCGAGGACCUGAAGGAGGACUUGCCUCGCGAGGUGCGCCGCAUCGCCGCCUGGCUCGGCUACGACGCCGACGGCGCAGACGCGCCGCGGGUCGAGGCGGCGACGGCCAACUCGAGCUUCGAGUUCAUGCGGUCGCACGGCGCGCAGUUCGACGAGCACUUCACGUUCGCCAGGCGGCGCGACGCGAUGGGGGUGCCGGCUGAGUAUGUGUUUGGCGAGGCGGGCGUGGUGGGAAAGCUGAGUAAGCAACCUCUAGAGGAGAAUUGA